GAACAUUUAUAGAGAUAUAAACAUUUGAAGUUUACAUUUUAAUUGUUCGGCAAGCAGUCUGGCAACGCUCUGCUGAUGCAACCAACAUUAGACCACAAUACAUGGAUCGCUCGGUAGGCAAUAGAAAAUAGAAUAGCGUAAAUUAAAAACAACAUGUGGUGCUUUAAAACAGUGACACAAUUACUUAAAACUGGGGCAGCAUCUGCCAAUGUGAAUUACAAUUGUGUCGCCGGCCUCAAGUAUUUUCCUCCGCCAAUCAAAUAUGAAAAUAUUGAGAAAGUGGAGCGACCCAAGUUGCGCAUCAUGGAGCGCAUGCCACAGCAUCCGCCCAAUCUGCGGCCACCCAAAAUGCAAAAGCGAUUGCGUUACAUGCGAGGUCCGGAGCUCGUUCACAAUCAAUUGCUGCACAAACAAUACGCGAUCGUGGCCACUGGUGGUGGACGUUUGCGUUGGGGCCACUACGAAAUGAUGCGUCUAACCAUUGGUCGCAAAAUGAACGUGAACACAAUGUUUGCCACCUGGCGUGUCCCAGCUCCGUGGCAGCCCAUCACAAAGAAGGGCCAGGGACAACGCAUGGGUGGUGGCAAAGGCGCCAUCGAUCACUAUGUGACGCCGGUGAAGGAGGGCCGAGUUAUCGUCGAGAUCGCCGGCCGAUGCGAGUUCAUCGAAUGCAAGGGCUUCCUACAGCAGGUGGCCAAUCAACUGCCAUUCAAAGCAAUGGUUGUCUCCCAAGAGAUGUUGGACCAAAUGCGCGACGAUGAGGAGAAACUGGCGCGCGCAAAUCAAAAUCCCUUCACCUUAAAAUACGUUAUACAAAACAAUCUGAAUGGUUGCCAUCGAUGGCUCUCGCCUGUGGAUCACAAAUGGUUCGGAAAGCAUUUAUAGAGAUCCAUUUUUAACGUUGAAUUCUUAAAAACUUACGAGCGUGUUUUGUUAUAAAUAAAUGCACGGAUGUGUUCUAUAUUUGUUA
Molecule: messenger RNA, 970 nt
Organism: Drosophila albomicans
Lineage: Eukaryota; Metazoa; Arthropoda; Insecta; Diptera; Drosophilidae
Gene: mRpL16
Product: 39S ribosomal protein L16, mitochondrial
Exons: 3
Coding region: 154-885 (243 amino acids)
Biological process (GO): mitochondrial translation
Cellular component (GO): ribosome; mitochondrial large ribosomal subunit
Molecular function (GO): structural constituent of ribosome; rRNA binding
Source: RefSeq, a predicted model, not a curated record